AUGCGGACGACGUCGUCGACAGAGAGCAAGGCUCUGCUGCCCUCGACAGCGCCACUGGCUGGCGUCGCCACCGGCGGAAGGAGGAGAACGCCGCCGGCUACGGGGACGAGCAGAGCAAGAUCAGGGAGUGGCCCCGCUGCCGCAGAAGGCGCGGCGGGCGUGGGAGGAGCCGGUGCUACCUCGUCGUUGGCCUCGACGUCGCCACCGAGUGACUUGGCACAGACAGGGCUGGCGACCGAGUGCGAGUGGUCCAUGGACCAGCAGCUGGAGACCAACGAGCGGCACCGGAGCAAGCGCAAGGGCGCAGUCAACGGGAACUCGGUGCUCCUGCGCCGGCUGCUGGCUAGAGCAGCCGAGGUGCGAAAGCAGUACGAGGAGGUUGCCGUAGCGACCGAGCUGGAGAGCGCGUCGCUCGGCUCGGCGGCGUCCAAGUCCAAGUCGGCUCGCUCGCGGGCGCGGGCCAAGGCGCGGGCGGCCAUCCGGGCAUCGCGGGCCAAGGCCGCCAAGGAGAUGCGCACGCAGGCGAGACGACAGGCAGCGGCGCGGCUGGUGGCGUCGCCAGCCACGCUGCCGCGCGACGGCUGGCGCAAGUGCGUCCUGCCCGGGUGCGCCGACCUGGCUUUUCCGUCGUCGCGCGAGCUGUGGAACCACGUGCUCCGGGCACACCAGCCAGGCGUAGGCAUUCCGGCCUCGCUCUACUACUCGUACGCGCGGCGGUUUUGGCUCGACGCAGCGGCGGACGACGCCGACUCGGCGGCAGACGACGCUGUCGACGACGCCAUUGCGCUCAGCCGCGAGCUUCAGGUGCGGCGACGGGCCGACUGGGAACUGCCAACGCACGCGAAGCGGUACGGCUGCACCUGGCCCAAGUGCGGGUACUCGACUGACUUCAAGUCGCUGCUCGAGCUCCACGGCUCAUUCCAUGCCCCGCUCCACGACUACGGCUGCCAGUGGAUCGGGUGCUCGUACACAUGUGCGUUCCGGUCUUCGCUCCGCUCGCACGUCCGCGCCCACCACGCCACCCUGGCUAUGCACCUCUCGUGGGUGCGGGUGUGGAGCCAGUCGCUCGAUGCGAGCCAGCCGCGGGUUGCCGCUGCCGCCCGAGCCUCGUUCUCGUCGUCGCCGGCGGUUUACUCGGACGAUGGCCGCAGUGGCGGCUUUUUGGACAACGACGACGGCGACGACGAGGCCGAGACUGCGAUGCGGCGGAGUAAGCGCAAGAGCCGGACGGGGAGCAGCGGAACCGGUAGCAGCGGUGAUGACGACCGCAAUCCGCGACCGCGUAAGGUGGCGCGCCCGCUGGUGGUGGCGCGACCACAGCACGCGAGCGGCUCAGGCUCCGGUUCCGGGCAGCUUGUGUCGCUGCCGCCGCUUCCGGCGACGCCGUCGCGGUUUACACGGGCGCUGGUACCGCCGUCGACGCCCAAGCCCAAUGCCGAGCAGGAUCUCGUGGCUGUUGGCUGGGUGUACGACCUCGGGCUUGUGGGCAAGGCCGAGUGA
Molecule: messenger RNA, 1500 nt
Organism: Thecamonas trahens ATCC 50062
Lineage: Eukaryota; Apusomonadida; Apusomonadidae
Exons: 1
Coding region: 1-1500 (499 amino acids)
Source: RefSeq, a predicted model, not a curated record